Messenger RNA from Cercocebus atys (sooty mangabey), 1227 nucleotides. RefSeq names its product ybeY metallopeptidase (putative) (gene YBEY). Gene Ontology annotation, biological process: rRNA processing. The record is from RefSeq and is a predicted model, not a curated record. The transcript has 5 exons. Gene Ontology annotation, molecular function: metalloendopeptidase activity. The coding region runs from base 623 to 1126 and encodes 167 amino acids. Lineage: Eukaryota; Metazoa; Chordata; Mammalia; Primates; Cercopithecidae.
GUCUAGCCGCAGGACCCCGAGGCCCGCGCCGCCCUCCGGCCCCUCGGAAGCACUAGACGCGCAAACACAGGCCGCUACCGCGAUACUCAGCCCUGCCCUCCGCGGGCAGGAAACGCCGCGGACCGACUUCCGGUUCGCUCGGCACUACCGUGUUCUGCCCCGCCCGCUGCGAUCCGGUUCCGCUCUCCCCAACCGGCUCGGCGGCGGGGCUUCCGGUCGGGAGGGUCCGCCCGCUGUCGCGCCUUUUGCCGGGUCCAGACAUCGGUACGUCUGGGCGGGUUUCUAGUCUCCCAAGCGAGAGCGUCGCAUUCACCCCUGUCGGUCUGCGGGCGCCCCAGACCCCAGAGGACCUGGCCCCAGCGCUUACCUGUGUCCCCCAUUCUGUGCUCCCCAUUCCAGCCCGUUCCCUCCUCCGCCGUGUCCCUCCCCCGCACCCCGCUGCGUUCUCGCGCGCCUCGCCCCGCGCGCACAGUGCACCUGUCCCUUCUCUGGGAACCGCUCCUUCCGCUCCGCCCGCCUGGAGUCCCGGCCUGAUUCCGCGGCGUCCUUCCAUAGCCCCUCGUUGCAUCCUCCUUGUGGUUCCGUUGCAAACAUUUUUAAAGGGCUGGUUAUUCUUCGUGAAAUGAGUUUGGUGAUUAGAAACCUGCAGCGAGUCAUCCCCAUCAGGAGAGCGCCACUUCGCAGUAAGAUCGAGAUUGUAAGGAGGAUUUUAGGAGUGCAGAAAUUUGACCUGGGGAUCAUCUGUGUUGACAACAAGAAUAUUCAGCACAUUAAUAGAAUCUACAGAAGUAGAAAUGUCCCAACCGAUGUGCUUUCUUUUCCAUUUCAUGAGCAUCUGAAAGCAGGUGAAUUUCCCCUGCCUGAUUUUCCAGAUGACUACAAUUUGGGAGACAUUUUCCUAGGAGUGGAGUAUAUCUUCCAUCAGUGUAAAGAAGAUGAAGAUUACAAUGACGUCCUGACUGUGACGGCCACCCACGGACUCUGUCACUUGCUGGGCUUCACACACAGCACGGAGGCGGAGUGGCAACAGAUGUUCCAGAAGGAGAAGGCGGUGCUGGACGAGCUGGGCCGACGCACUGGGACCCGGCUGCAGCCCCUGACCCGGGACCUCUUCGGAGGGAGCUGAAAGCAGGACGGGGGAGGGGUGGAGGCUGCGGGGAGCCGGGGUCCCACACAGAUAAAUAACAAAUGAAUAUACGAGGGGAACUUCCUCUCAUUUCUUUCACA